AUGACCCAAAAGGAGGAUGUGCGCCGUAGCCCAAAAGAGGGGGGUGCACUCUUCCCUGGCCCGAAGAGAACUCUUCCAUCUCUUAAUUAUAUUUGGUAACCGAUGCUACUGGGAGACCAGGGGGACCAGUGAUACUGGACACUACGUCUUACAGCAAAGAAGAUACGUUGGUCCUCUAUUCGAGUCAGACGUGCAGCUUGAUUGUGUAUGACUAGGGUCAAGCAGAUAUCAUCCAGGCAGCAUCCGGAAGUUAUUUGUAGUGUUUUGUCUUCAUUACUCUGCUUAUUGGACAGAAUCAGAGAAACACUCAAAUUCCCAGGUCUAGCAUGAAAGACAAAAAGUCUCAAUCUGUACCGGAGGUCCUAUCUGAUCCAUCAAUGCAAUAGGCAUUCCCAAUCACAGGUAAACCAAAAAAAGGUGUUUGGGUGUUCGUUAACUACGGCAACUGUGAAGAAUGUUAAAAAAUAGUAAUGCAUAUGCUAAUGCAGUUUAAUUGUCGGGGAUUCUAUGUCUAAUCUGAAGAACCACAACACCUGUGCCAUGUAACCUUGUCAUCAUGGUACGUCAUGAUCUACCCUUUCAGCCCAUCCAUCUGCAGAUUCACUGCACUCUAGACAGGCUAGAAAAUAAACACACUGUAGCAUCAAUCUACCUACCUCACCUCUGGAAAGACACACUGUGCUACACCUGAGCCCUGAAACCUUCGUUCCAAAGAGCUGAGCAAAGAGACUACUGACACACCCACAAAUUUCCAUAUUGAGAGACAAUCUCCAAUAUUGUGCUGCCAGUAAGUUUAGCUAAUGAGCUGGAUGGUUGGAUGGCACUUGAAUGCAUAUCUAUUUUCCUGAGCACGCAGAUUGGUCUUUAUAGAUCUGUUGCAGUAAUAACGAGAUCUGUGGAAGAAUUCCAGAUCUACUGCAAAAAACUGUGCCAAGGCCACAGCAUCUUGAAAGAAAUUUGACUAUUAAUGUGACAUUUUAUAUCUUUCCAAGAAUUUAACUGUUGGAACUCUCUAGCCUAACCUCAGUGAUCAAGAGGGAUCACGAUAUUUGUAAAUUACACUGAUAUUUGUAAAUUAUCAAAAGUGAUUCUGAUGCAUCGAUUCUUCAUAGAUAGUUAAAGUGAUGCUGAUACUUAUACACAUAUCGCUGAUACCUUAUUGUAGAAAAUAUCCCCAUUGAUAAGUAAAUACUUGAUACAGAUUUUGAUACACUGGAAACAAAAACUUCAGCAGAAGUGUAAAAGGAAAAAGAGAGAGAGAAAUAGGGGGGCUGAGAUGCUUACUUAUCUGUGCAAAUGUUCUGGAAUAUCCACUCAUUCAGGGUCUUGAGAUAAACUAUGAACCAUAAUCAAUAUUCAUGAACAAAACAUCUAGUUGCACUAGUUCCAAAUGAGACUCACGCUGAAUUUACAAUGGAAAAAAAAAUCCGUAGGCUAUUGGACUGAAAAUUGCUCGUGCAACGAAAAUGGUUAGAACUACCACUUUAAGCCCUGCAACAGAGAUCCACCAAAGUGUAAGAAUCUUGAAUUAACUCACACUUGAUAAUCAGGAGAAUCUGCAGAGGAAUGAACUGAACAACUGGAACAAACUGGUUCCUUCUUUGAAAUGUUUAGGGCGACAAGCAAUACAAUGAAGCUAGAGGUCUUUCAGGUCAGGGUAUCGUCUCGUCGUCCUGGACUUCGAGCAGCCCCUCAAAGCGGACUGAAGCCGACUUUCUUAACGGCUCCUGUCAACAGCUCUCUCACGCUGAUCCUGACGUCUGCCGUCUCGGUAGUCAUACUGCAAGCUGAGAGAAUAUGAUUUGCUCCUCCUAUCUGUACUGUUUCCCCUCGCCGGCUCUGCCACAUUCAUGUUAUCAGCAGGAGAAGCCACCCUGCGGAACUCCACCUACCAACUUCAGGAUUUUGAGAUUUCCAUUAUCGAUUAGGAACUGUUUCUUGGCCUUCCUGGCGGUGUCUCUGGCCCUGCUGUGCUAUCUGGUUCACUUCCCCAAGAACUCCUAUCAACCUAGUCUUCAGAGGAUAAAGCCGCCAAUACCCGAAACCAUCCAGCUAAAGGACUCGAUAUUCAAAAAAAAUUGUUACAGCUAUUCUAAGAUCGUUGCAACCAAUAUGUGUUGCAAGAUGUUGGAGUAUGAUUUCCCACUCAUUGAGAAAUGUUUGAAAACGUUCAAUGUUACAAGGAAUAUUCCAAAACCUACAGAAAAUUCUCAAAAUGUGAACUCCACCUCAAAAGAAAUUAUCCACAUUAUUUUGGUUGGGGACUCUCACAUGCGGUACCUGUUCAGUGCUGUGUCCCUCCGGCUUGCUAGCCCAGACUUACGAUACAGAAAGAAAGCCAACAAGAAAUGGAGUUACGGAACGACUGCCCUGAAGAAGAUGAGAAGCCAGCACUUAGUUACCACACUCGAGACGAAGCACUUAACGCUUCCCAUCCGAGUGACCUACCACACGGAAUUUUUCCUCGAAGGGUUACCGCACAUCAUGGACCGCUGGGAGAAGGGGAAAGAAACCAAGCCAACUGUCGUUAUCAUGGACUCCGGUCUUCACUUCAUGACAAAGCGCCCCGAUUUAAAGGCCAUCCCAUAUGAGAAAUCACUCAUUAAGCUGAAGCCUUAUUUCACCCGACUAGCCGCCACUGUGCCUGUCUAUUACAAACUCACUGAUGAUCUGCAGGCCGCCAGGCACCAGACGCACAAGAUGAGCCUCAACCUCACCAAGCUGUACAACGAAAUCGCUGUCCGGGAACUCCAGGGAACCGGCGUGACCCUGUGGGACAGCACCAUACCCUUAUCCGUCCAGUACAACGACGCCUGUGCAAAAAAGAAGCUAAAUACACCUCCGCUAUUCAGGUGGAAAUGCAGUGACUCUCGACACCUUGGCUACAUCGUGGUGGACCAGUUUGCUAAUAUGGUGUACAACGCUGUCUGUAACAAAUAUCUGGACCUCGAGGAAGAUCACUGUGGUCUGGAGGAAAGGCGUGUGGUGGAUGGCCUAUAAGAUUUAUGUUGAUGUU
This is a messenger RNA of Penaeus indicus, 3016 nucleotides long. RefSeq lists its product as uncharacterized. The record is from RefSeq and is a predicted model, not a curated record. The transcript has 6 exons. The coding region runs from base 1798 to 3000 and encodes 400 amino acids. Lineage: Eukaryota; Metazoa; Arthropoda; Malacostraca; Decapoda; Penaeidae.